UAUGGCAUCGAAAUUUCCGCUCGCACGUCUCAUUCCGACUAGGCCUUAAACGAACCUAUUCAUCACCCAAUGGCGGCCAAUCACGGCUCCUUCAACGGUGGUAUGAUCCCAGCUAGCCAUGAAUGAGGAGGGAUCGAUCGGGUGGGAGGAAGAGAAGAGAGAGUAGAGGUGGAGGAGGUGGAAACAUGUCUGCCAUAGUGUGCGGCAAGAGAUCCUCCAUUUUCGAAGACAGUUUGAAUCUACCAGCCAAUCCACCCGUCUCCAAGAGAGUCCGCUUCUCCUCUUCCUCUCCCUUACGUUUCUCCCCGUCCAGGUCCAGCCACUCUUCCUUUCCUUCUUCUUCCUUCAAUAACUCGCCACCGCACUUUAUCGAACACCUUCGGGCCGCUUUUCCUCACAUGGAUCAGAAGCUUCUCGAGAGAGCACUUGAAGAAUGCGGUGAUGAUUUGGAUUCAGCUAUCAGAAGUUUGAACGAGCUUCGUUUAGGAUCUAGUGGUAAUAACUUGGGCUCUGCUGCAGUCAAGUGUGAUGUAACACUGGAAGCCAAUGUUCAAUCACAAGUGCAAUGUUUUGUUUCAGGUGAAGUGACAACUGAUGGACAUGUUGCCGCCGAUGAGAAGAUAUCAGCUCUGCAGAACCCUAUCAUGGAUGGCACUGACUGGGUGGAGCUAUUUGUUAGAGAAAUGAUGAGUGCCUCCAAUGUAGAUGAUGCUAGAGCUCGUACUUCUAGAGUGCUUGAGGUUUUAGAGGGAUCCAUUCAUGCAGGUGCAAGUGCAGAGGCAGUCCAAAGCCUUCACCAGGAAAAUAAGAUGUUGAAAGAACAAGCAGAAGCACUUAUUCAGGAAAAUACAAUUCUCAAGCGAGCAGUGUCUAUUCAACAUGACCGUCAGAAAGAGUGCGAAGAAAGGAACGAAGAGCUACAACAUCUGAAGCAACUGGUGUCCCAGUACCAAGAGCAAUUGAGAACACUAGAGGUAAACAACUAUGCAUUGACUAUGCACCUGAAGCAGGCUCAGCAAAGCAACUCCAUCCCGGGUCAUUUCCACCCUGAUGUGUUCUAGUGAACCUUGUAUACGUUAAUUUGACAUUGUUGAUGGUUGAUACCUGAGCGUGCCUUCACUGCUAAAAAGGUUCUACGAAUUAUUUGUAGGCAGUUCAAAAGGUGUUCUGCUGUGCUGAUUGGGUCUUGGCUGCGCAGAAGUUUCCUAUUUUAUAUGGAAAUGGAAGAAAGUUAUUGAUGAAAGAAAUCUAGUUACAUCCGAAUACAUUGUUAAGGAUGACUCAUCUUUUCCAGUUGUUUCCUUGAAUUUUGCCAUAUGCUAAACUCCUUACCUAGGGUCCAUGCAUUCUCGAGAUUAGUUAAGAUGCUGUUUCUGAACACCCGAUGCUAAUAAAAAAAAAAAAAUUGUCAUGUACUA
Molecule: messenger RNA, 1418 nt
Organism: Carya illinoinensis
Lineage: Eukaryota; Viridiplantae; Streptophyta; Magnoliopsida; Fagales; Juglandaceae
Exons: 5
Coding region: 123-1061 (312 amino acids)
Molecular function (GO): ubiquitin binding
Source: RefSeq, a predicted model, not a curated record